Arachis ipaensis is the source of this 678-nucleotide messenger RNA. RefSeq lists its product as uncharacterized. NCBI's taxonomy places the organism in Eukaryota, Viridiplantae, Streptophyta, Magnoliopsida, Fabales, Fabaceae. The record is from RefSeq and is a predicted model, not a curated record.
AUGCCUCUGUAUGCUAAGUUCAUGAAGGAGAUGUUGAGCAACAAGAGGAACUGGAAAGAAGUAGAGAUAGAGGUACUUACUAAAAAAUGCAGUGCAAUCAUCCAGAGGAAUCCCCCUGAAAAACAGCAGGAUCCCGGGAGCUUUGUGAUUCCUUGUACCAUUGGAAACACCCUUAUUCGGAAGACCUUGUGUGAUCUUGGAGCAAGCAUCAACGUCAUGCCACUAUCAUUGAUGAAGAAGCUCCAAAUUGAUGAAGUAAAGCCUACCCGUAUUUGUCUCCAACUUGCUAACCGUUCUAUCAAGUUUUCCUUUGGAGUGUUGGAGGAUCUACUUGUGAAAGUAGGGUCUUUUAUCUUCCCUGCUGAUUUUGUGAUAUUGGAUAUGGAAGAGGACAAGAAUGCAUCCAUCAUUCUUGGAAGACCCUUCUUAGCCAUAGGAAGAGCCCUUAUAGAUGUUCAUAAGUGUGAAGUAACUAUGAGGGCCAAUGAAGAGGAGAUUGGGCUAAAUGUUUUAGAGGCUUUGCAAUAUCCUGAUGAUUCUGAAGGAUGCAUGAGAAUUGAUAUCAUUGAACCUCUGGUUGAAGAAUUGUUUGAAGCUGAAAGGCUUGAAGAUGAUCUCAACACUUCUCCUGAAGACACUCUGCUUGAAGUUGAUGAGGCAGCACUGAUGAGCGGAUAA